AGCAGUCUUCCUGAGAUUAGGGCUUCGUCUGGACGCAGAAGUGUUCCAUCGCUCAUUUUAGCAUCAUGGAGGCCAUCAAAAAGAAGAUGCAGGCGAUGAAACUGGACAAGGAGAACGCGUGUGACCGGGCCGAUAUCGCCGAGCAACAGAGUCGUGAUGCUAAUGCUCGUGCAGAUAAGGCAGAAGAAGAAGUCAGAUCCCUUCAAAAGAAGAUUCAACAGAUUGAAAACGAAUUAGAUCAAGUCCAAGAACAACUUGUUACCGCGAACGCCAAACUAGAAGAAAAAGAUAAGGCUCUACAGAAUGCUGAAGGAGAAGUUGCUGCUCUUAACAGAAGGGUUCAACUGCUGGAGGAAGACUUGGAGAGGUCAGAAGAACGGUUGAAAAUCGCCACUCAAAAGCUUGAAGAGGCCACUCAACUAGCCGAUGAAAGUGAACGUAUGCGCAAGAUGCUGGAGCAUAGAAGCAUUACGGACGAGGAGCGUAUGGAUUCAUUGGACGGGCAAUUAAAAGAAGCCCGUAUGAUGGCAGAAGACUCUGACAGAAAAUAUGAUGAGGUUGCUCGUAAAUUGGCCAUGGUUGAGGCUGAUUUAGAAAGAGCAGAAGAACGAGCAGAAACAGGCGAAUCGAAAAUUGUAGAGCUUGAAGAAGAGUUGCGUGUUGUCGGCAACAACUUAAAAUCCCUGGAAGUUAGUGAAGAAAAGGCUCAGCAGAGAGAAGAAGCUUAUGAAACUCAGAUUCGUAGCAUGACUUCCAGGUUAAAAGAAGCUGAAGCUCGUGCAGAAUUUGCUGAAAGAUCUGUGCAAAAACUCCAGAAAGAAGUUGACAGGCUGGAAGACGACCUGGUCAACGAGAAGGACAAAUACAAGGCCAUCUCAGACGAGUUGGACCAAACCUUUGCAGAGCUUACUGGUUACUAAAAGUUUCACAUUUUUAUCAUAUUUCUGUCUUUAUGUUGCAAAGUGCGAUUCUGUAUUCAGUAUAAGCUUUCAAUUUAAGUACUUAUAACUGUUAAGUAACUUUAGAACACUAUUAGAGUGUCAGACAGAAUUAACUUAUAUAAAUCUGUAGCAGAUUAAAGAAAUGUUGCUGAAGCAAUCUCGUGUAUGA
Limulus polyphemus (Atlantic horseshoe crab) is the source of this 1110-nucleotide messenger RNA. Its product is annotated as tropomyosin. The record is from RefSeq and is a predicted model, not a curated record. NCBI's taxonomy places the organism in Eukaryota, Metazoa, Arthropoda, Merostomata, Xiphosura, Limulidae. The transcript has 9 exons. Gene Ontology annotation, cellular component: actin filament. Gene Ontology annotation, biological process: muscle contraction; actin filament organization. Bases 66 to 920 code for a protein of 284 amino acids. Gene Ontology annotation, molecular function: actin filament binding.